AUGCGUAAAUAUGCGUCGCAGCAUGCAGUAAAAAACGAUCUUGAAAAAAAAGUUUUUUAUUUAGUUUUCUUUUGGUUUGAACAGAAACCUCAAUCAUCUCUCGCUCAGCUCAACAUCGUUACAUAUUUUAAGGAAAUUAAUAACCAACAAUUGUUCUAUAAAUUUCCUCAUGUUCCAGCUGUUUUAAAUAUAUUAGAAGAUUUAAAAGAUAAGCGCUUGUCGACAUGA
Molecule: messenger RNA, 228 nt
Organism: Clunio marinus
Lineage: Eukaryota; Metazoa; Arthropoda; Insecta; Diptera; Chironomidae
Source: the annotation of a GenBank genome assembly